CGGACCCCUUCCUUGAUCGAUCAACACCUGCAGGAAGAGACGAUGAAUGAAUCAAUCAAUCAGUCAGUCGGGUCGGUCUGGACUGCACACCCUCCAUGUGUCUGUCCAUCAUGCUUGCAUGGGCCCACACGGAAAAACCACCGUGACCUCAUGCCAUGCACCAAUCAAUGACUGAUAAAAGGCAUCCAGCAGGUAAGAACAUCCCUCUAAAAUAUGCAGAAGAUCAAUCACAUCCAUCAAGUGACAAACUCCCCUCCCACGCACAGACACACAGGCAGGAAAAAAUCACUCUUCGCUGUUCGGCGGCGUACCGGCGUCGCCCGGACCGAUGUCUUUCUUGUCUCCAUUCGCCAGAAAACAGCGACCUCUCCCUCGGGCCGGCGCGCAAGCUAUGCAGCAGGCGCAGCCACCUCCUCCCGCACAGGCUCCUUCUUCUUGGAUGGGUCGGAGAGGAUCGAAUCCAUGUGCCGCUGAUCGAUGGCAGAGACGAAUCCACGACAGCCACGAACAAAUAACACGUGUGUGUGUGGGUAUGGUGUGAUUGGGCUUACGCUGAGUCGCCUCUUGGCUGUCUCGUCGACCAUCGGGUUGGACACCUCAUUGGCAAAACCCUUGACCAUCAAGUACCUGUGCACAGACAGAGGGUAAAUUCUCGGGUGCGCGCGCGCGUGUGCGUGUGUGUGUGUGUGUGUCUGUCUGUGUGCAAGUGACCGUGCGACUUCGUCUGAGAGUCCCCUCGUGCGCAGAUAGAUGAUCUGGUCCUGGGACAAAUCAGACACCGUCGCACCUGCAGGCAUCACAUCACACAACACACGAAAUCGACAGAUGCGUGGAUGUCUUGUUCUGACUGGCUGACCGUGUGCGGCUUUGAUUUGUGGUGACAUCAUCUCCAGCACCGGGAUGGACACAGCCUAGGGCCAGCCAGAUAGACACACACACACACACACGCGCACACAGACGGACAAGCAGAUGAGGAGCACGCCGACUCACAUAUUUCGGUCAUACAUUCACUCCCUGAGGGGCUGACCUUUGAUCUUUCGUUCAGCAGGAGGGAGCGACACAGCUGCUUCGCGUCGGCACCGUUGCACAUGUGCUCCAGGCGACCUCUCCCCUUCCACACAGCAGUCGCUGAUCACACACACACAGACAGAGACAGAGACAGAGAGAGACAACAGAGAGGUAAAGACGAUUUGUAUGGCAACUGGUUCGUUCGUUCGUUGGGUGAGGGCAUGUGUGUGCACGCUACCCGAGUCGGCAACGAUGUUUCUGUGGAAUGAGUCCGAGUAGGUGUCCUUGGCGUUGUGCCACACCGUCUGGUAGGUCUGCAGAAGCUGCUUCUGGCGAGCCAGCAGCAGACUCCUCAGGUCCGUACGAGACUCCUUCUCUGCAAAGCCACAUACACACACACACACACUCACCCAGAGUGCGCCUCGUGUGCCGGUGGAUAAACACGCAGUCAUUGCUCACCGUUGGCCACAACUUGGACGUUGAUGCGGGAGCUCUGGGCGCCCCAUGACGCCGACCGAUAUGUGUAGUUGGCCUGCACACACACACCACACAAAGCAGCGGGGAGAGGAUGUGCCUGGCCGUCGGUUGCUGCUGCCGGUUAGUGUUUCUCACUGACUGACCGCCUGUGCGUUGAGAACAGAGAGCUGUUCGAAGUGCCAGGCGUCCCUCCCGGCCUCCUGGAUGUAGUCGUGGUUGAAGCGCGACUCGCGGCCCAUGAUGACCCGCGUCACGCUGUUGAUGAAACCCUUACGCGCGAGACCCACAUGCGACUGGGACAAACUGCACAGACAUGAAGACACACACACACACACAGAGGGAUGUACACAUGUGUUGUCGUAAGUUGUGUGGUUAUCGUACGUGACGUCGGCUUUGUCGCCGAUGAGUACUUGCAGCCUGGGGCUGCUGAUCGGCAGGGCGGAGUCGCCCACGGAGGUCGACACUACCAACACCUGAAGAAGAAAGGAUAGGCAGCAAUGAAGUGCAGAAAUGGAUCUGAUCUUCCUUUGUCCCUCCUGACUUACUUGUAUUGGUUUGUCUAUGGUGGUGCCCUCAGGCACGUGCACACACGCCACAUCACGUAAGUGAGCCUGUGUGCCAGAGAACGACAACACACAGCCACACAUGCGCCCGAAUGCCAUCGAGAGCCCCUCUCUCCCCCUCUCUGCCGCCCUGCCUGGGCAUCUCACCAUGUUGAGUGCGCAGAGUUUGGCCAUGCCGAUGUCGAAUUUGCCCAUUUCGAAUAUCUGCUGCGGCAGGAUGUCGGCGUUUUUCCACAGCUUGCCCUUGUACUUGACGUAGGCGCCCUUCUUGAACUGCUGCUGGGAGUACUCCGGGUACCAGUACAGCUCUGACAGGAACCGCUCACGGAGCGCACCCUGCCGAGCCGACACACACGCAGAGGGAGGGGGACAGCGCGUGAAUCAAGUAUUUGUGUGUGGUGUGGGUGCGGUGUGCUGACGACGGCCAUGUGUAGAGACAGACGUACCUCCAUGUUGUGUAUGCUGCCGACGAAGGUGCCAUUCGGCAGCCCGUCGAGGCGGCUCAGCCGCCUGUCCACCAAACCGUCCUUGAUCACCUGCACACACACGUCCAUCCAUCCAUGAGACGCCACCCGAGAUGCAGACUUGACUCACCAGCAGGGCAGCCGUGUCGUUCAUGACGUACUCUGAGAUGUCCUCUGUCGACGAUAGAUCGCCAUAAGCCACGUCAAAAUCGGUCUUGUAAAUGGCUGGAGAACACACACGCGAGCACACCAACCGCACCAUGAGCACAGAGGGAGGCGGAUCUGUUUGAUGUGUUGUCUUUGUAGGUAGCUCACUUUCGAGGUCCUUCUGGAAGCGCCACGGCUCCCUCUUCCUCUCGGGCACAUACAGCUCCUUCAUCACAGCCGUGCCGUUCUCAUGCAGCUUCUCAAAAUCCUACACAGAGGACACGCACGAACGAGUGGGCCUCUGUUUCUCUCCGUCUCUCUCUCUGUCUCUCUCUGGGUCUGUGUAGAAGCACCUCGUUGGCCGGGAGUGGCUGCAGCUCGAGCAUCUUGUCCCACCACAUGAGCCUUUGGAUGUCGGCCUUGUUCAUGCUGAUGUUGCGGUAGCCGAACCCGAAGCCCACCUCCUUCAUCAGCCCGCGAUACUGAGGCGGCACGCUCUCGUCCACAGGCGCCUCGUCAACCUUCACCACACCCCUGCACACACCCAUCCAUCCAGGACAACAGCCAUACCCGCACCAACGAGUGUGUGCGCUAAAUUGCUGACUGACCCGUCGAGUUGCUCGACGGCUUUCUCCAGGUCUUUGGAAGUGACCAAAGUGGGCUGGAAUAUGUUGUGCCUGCCGCCCACCGGCUCGGCCGACCAGUCCUCCGGCAGCGAGUACUCGGGGUCCUCCAGCCGCUUGGGGUCGAACUGAGACCAGUCCUCAAAACGGAGCUUGCCCUCCUCCUUCCACCUGCAAACAAAUGAGUGCGUCUAGCGGUUUGGCCGCGUGUGUGUGUGUGUGUGCGUGUGUUGUGUUGGUCACGCACCUGAGCCUCUCCCAGCUGUUGGGCGACUCGCUGUCGACGUAUUCGGGGUCGUCUUCCUUUGCCCAUCUGUCGGCGUAGUCCUCCCUCCUGUAGUUGGGGUCGACCAUGUCGUUGAUCAGCCCGGACACGCGCUCCUGCUCCAGCCGCUUCACCAGCUUGUACGACGACGACUCGGUGUCAACGCCGUCCUCCUCACCCUCCCCUCCCUCUUUGGCGGCUGGCGGCUGCUCCUUCUCUUUCGCCGCAGUGUCAGCCUGCACCGAACCAGACAGACACAAACACAGAGAUUAACACGAUCACCAUCGCCCUUCUCAUGCAUCCUCAUUAUUGCUGUCUGUGCUCACCUCAGCAGUGGACAUCGAGAACAGGCGCUGAUGGUGCUGAUUUCUCCGCCUCCGUGCCCGCAGCAGCAGAUCUCGCCCUCCAGUGUGCCCCAGCGACCUCCAGCCGCCAGCCGUGCCGAUGAAAGCUGGCCUGAGUGACGCUGGUGCCGACGAGCUGAGGUCGCUGAUGCUCACUGCAUGGCCAAUCAGAGCUUCAAGCACGACCAUCAGGGCAGCUGCAAAAAUCAUCGUGUGGCUCACAGCGGUCCUCUUCUUACACCAGCUGGCAUAUAACAACGGUAAGGGAAAUGGAUAUUGACAAAAAG
Vitrella brassicaformis is the source of this 4178-nucleotide messenger RNA. The record is from the annotation of a GenBank genome assembly. Lineage: Eukaryota; Vitrellaceae.